GAUUGCGGCCAGCUGAGAGGGGCUGCUGGCCAGGCCCCCCCCCCCCGCGCCCAAAUCCACCAUGAGCGAACUGGAGCAGUUGAGGCAGGAGGCGGAACAGCUGCGGAACCAGAUCAGGGACGCCAGGAAAGCAUGUGGGGACUCCACCCUGACCCAGAUCACAGCUGGCCUCGAUCCGGUGGGCCGGAUCCAGAUGCGGACGAGGCGCACGUUACGGGGUCACCUGGCGAAGAUCUACGCCAUGCACUGGGGGACAGAUUCCAGGCUGCUGGUUAGUGCCUCCCAAGACGGGAAACUGAUCAUUUGGGACAGCUACACCACAAACAAGGUCCACGCCAUCCCUCUGAGGUCGUCGUGGGUGAUGACCUGUGCCUACGCUUCUGGGAACUACGUGGCCUGCGGUGGUCUGGACAACAUCUGCUCCAUCUACAGCCUCAAGACCCGGGAAGGGAACGUCCGGGUCAGCCGGGAACUCCCUGGGCACACGGGCUACCUCUCCUGCUGCCGGUUCCUCCACGACAACCAGAUCAUCACCAGCUCCGGAGACACAACGUGCGCCCUGUGGGACAUUGAGACGGGCCAGCAGACCACCGCCUUCACGGGCCACAGCGGGGACGUCAUGUCUCUGUCUCUGGCCCCCGACAUGCGGACCUUCGUCUCGGGCGCCUGCGAUGCCUCCAUCAAGCUGUGGGACAUCCGGGACAGCAUGUGCCGGCAGACCUUCACGGGGCACGAGUCCGACAUCAACGCCGUCUGCUUCUUCCCCAACGGGAAACGCCUUCACCACGGGCCGGACGACGCCACCUGCCGCCUCUUCGACCUGCGGGCCGACCAGGAGCUCAUGAUGUACUCCCAUGACAACAUCAUUUGCGGCAUCACCUCGGUGGCCUUUUCCCGGAGCGGGCGCCUCCUCCUGGCCGGCUACGACGACUUCAACUGCAACAUCUGGGACUCGAUGAAGGCGACCGGGCGGUGGAGUGGGGUCCUCGCCGGCCACGACAACCGCGUCAGCUGCCUGGGCGUGACGGACGACGGGAUGGCCAUCGCCACCGGCUCGUGGGACAGCUUCUUGAAAGUGUGGAACUGAGCCUCCCUUGCUCUGCCUUCGGGGGCGCGGUGUGG
This is a messenger RNA of Lacerta agilis (Sand lizard), 1122 nucleotides long. It is a transcript of the gene GNB2, whose product is annotated as G protein subunit beta 2. Gene Ontology annotation, molecular function: protein binding; signaling receptor complex adaptor activity. Gene Ontology annotation, biological process: G protein-coupled receptor signaling pathway. The record is from RefSeq and is a predicted model, not a curated record. Gene Ontology annotation, cellular component: cytoplasm; heterotrimeric G-protein complex. NCBI's taxonomy places the organism in Eukaryota, Metazoa, Chordata, Lepidosauria, Squamata, Lacertidae.